AUGUCACUAUCAAGCUCGCAUUCCAGUUAUAAGCCAUUAGAUUGUGAAUCCUCACCUGUACAUAACAUGGAAGAGAGAACGAAUUAUAAUCCAGAGAGUGAUCCCGACACUCAGAACCCUCAAAAAGACUCUAAAGGUCUUCAUCUCUAUACAGUUCUCGAAAUUGACAAAAAGGCAACGGAAGAUGAUAUUAAAAAAUCUUACCGAAAACUCGCAUUGAAAUACCAUCCGGAUAAGAACUUGGAUGGAGACCCAGAGAAGACAGAAAAGUUUAAAGAAAUUAACUAUGCUAAUACUGUUCUAUCUAAUCCCAAGAAAAGAGCUGUGUAUGACGAACUUGGGGACACAGGAUUAAAACUUAUGGAACAGUUCGGUGAAGACAAUGAGACUAUAUUGAACUGGAUGGUGAAACCAUGGUUUAAGUACCUGUUUUGCGGAUUCGGUAUCAUUACUCUCGGCUUCUUCUGCUGUUGUUGUGGAUGCAUGUGCUGUUGUAAAUGCUGUUGUAACUUCUGCUGUGGCAAAUACGUCCCGAAGGAUCCUGAAGAUGUGUAUCAGGCCUCAGAUGUUGGUGACUUAGAAGGAGAUGAGAAUAAUCCUCCUAUUAUAAUCGCCCAACCUGGGCCAAGCAAUGAUACCAGUAGAUCAUCACCUAUUGCUGCUAGAGGACCGAACGGAGAGGAACCCGUUCGACCAGCAGUGAUAGCCAUGCCUCCACCAUCGACACCAUCUACUGCGAAAUCAAAUGAUUAUGGCUCAACGCAUGAAGGAAACUGA
Molecule: messenger RNA, 777 nt
Organism: Auanema sp. JU1783
Lineage: Eukaryota; Metazoa; Nematoda; Chromadorea; Rhabditida; Rhabditidae
Source: the annotation of a GenBank genome assembly